Hyalella azteca is the source of this 1579-nucleotide messenger RNA. RefSeq names its product neprilysin-1. Bases 14 to 1159 code for a protein of 381 amino acids. Gene Ontology annotation, cellular component: plasma membrane. Gene Ontology annotation, molecular function: metalloendopeptidase activity. The transcript has 11 exons. The record is from RefSeq and is a predicted model, not a curated record. Lineage: Eukaryota; Metazoa; Arthropoda; Malacostraca; Amphipoda; Hyalellidae. Gene Ontology annotation, biological process: protein processing.
CGUCGACUACUUGAUGUGGCGUUUCGUCCUGCGCUUCCUGCCCUACAUCAGCAACUACUUCCAGCAGCUGUGGCACCAGUUCAGGAAUGAGGUGCCGGACCCGUUCGAGGAGCGUACGUACGUCAGUCGCUGGAAGGAGUGCGCCGCGCUCGUGAACGAAGGCUUCGGCGCAGCGCUCGCGCGCACCUACGCUAAAGCGCACUACGCGCCAGAGGUCCCGCCACAGGUGGAUAAAAUCGUGGAAGAGGUUCGGGCAGCCUUCCACCGCGUCAUCCAGAGACAGAAUUGGCUGGAGAAAGACAUGAAGUCCGUGUGCAGCGACAAGCUCUACCUGAUGGGCAAGAAAAUUGGCUACCCUGAAUACAUUGAGUCAGAUGAGCUGCUCAACGCUGAGUUCGAUGGGUUGGAGAUAUUGGAGGACCAUUUCCUGAACAACAUUUUGCGCAUGAAGGAGUACGAGGUCUGGAAGGAGCUAAACAAAUUGUCCCGGCCUGUCGACAAAAACAAGGACUGGAUGAUCCAACCUCUGAUCGUUAAUGCCUUCCACAACCCCACAGCCAACGAGAUCAUCCUUCCGAUGGGAAUAUUGAGAGAACCAUUCUACAACCCCGAUUAUCCAAUGUACCUGAACUACGGAAGCCUCGGCGUGGUGAUUGGCCAUGAGCUGGUGCAUGGAUUCGACAAUCAUGGCAAGCGGUAUGAUGCUCACGGCAACGUAAGCCAAUGGUGGAGUGACGCGAUGGCUGAGCACUUCACUGAGCGGGCGGCGUGUUUCGUGGAUCAGUACAGCCAGUACCCCAUCGAAAUGGUCAACAAAAAUGUUGACGGCAACGAGACGCUAGGCGACAACAUCUGCGACAACGCCGGCCUGCUGAACGCCUGGCUGGCUUAUCGGCGCUGGGCAGACCUUAACCCGACCGAGCCUCUACUGCCAGGCCUCAACUAUACUAUACCUCAAAUAUUCCUCAUCACAUUCGGCCAGAUCUGGUGUGAGGUGGUAAGCAAGGAAGGCUACGAGAAAUACAGCACCGACAUGCACAGCCCAGGCGUCUACCGCACAAACGUCGUCGCGCAGAAUUCAGCGUUCUUCUCAGAAACUUGGGGUUGUCCAGUGGGUUCUCCCAUGAACCCAGAAAAGAAAUGCUACCUCUGGGAGUAGCUUAAUGGGUUCUCCCAUGAAUCCAUGCUAAAAAUGUCACAUCUUGGAGUAGGCUUUACAAUCUUGGAGUAGGCUUUAAAGCCCAGAGGGCUUUACAAUGAACCCGGAACCCGGGUUUGAACCCGGAACCCGGCCUUCUUUGGGAUUAUCCCAGUGGGCUUCGAUAUGAACCCAGAAAAGAAAGGUUAACUCUGUAAAUAGUCAAGUGUGUUCUCCCAUAAACCUAUAACAUAAAUUAUUUCUUGAGGAGUGAAAACUCUAUAAGUUGCCACCGGACAGAGCCUUAGAGUUUGUACCACCCAACGGAGGCAUUCGAUGUAAUCACUAAAGUCGAGUCCUCGUCAAAAAUAUCACGCUUGCUGUCGGUCCUGUAGCAUAAAAAAAUCAGUCCGUGCGUCCACGAAAGACUGUACAUUUGUA